AUGUCUGUACAACGGGUCUUUGCGCCAUUAGCGUCAUCGUCGCCAUCGAGCUUGGUCUUCAGAUUCGCCUCCCCAACAUCGUCCUCGCUGCGGCCAUGCCAACAUGUCCUGCGAUUGUUCUCUUCAGCACACUCUGCGCAAACGUCGUCCAAACGGAAAAUGCAAACUAGCACUGCGUACCAACCAUAUUCCCUAGACAGUCAACCUCCGCCGCCACUGCAACCUCGAAACACGGGCAUUCCUGACACCUCGAUUUCCGGCGGCACGCCAGAGGUUAAUAACACCCGACCACCGAAGCAGACUGGGCAGUAUGAGAUGCCAGUUGGGGAGCCAGCAAAAGAGACUACCAGCAUCAGUUUGACGGAGCAAGAAGCACAAAAGUCGAAGCCUACCACCGCGCCGAGAUCGAAACCGAGACCAAAGCUACGAGCACGCAAAGCUCCUAUAAAACUCACGUCCGGUGCAGUAAAGCAACUGCAGGAUUUGCUCAACCAGCCCAAUCCAAAGCUUAUUAAAGUGGGAGUCCGGAAUCGCGGGUGUAGUGGUUUGUCAUACCACCUAGAAUAUGUUGACAAGCCGGGAAUGUUCGAUGAACAAGUUGAACAAGACGGUGUAAAGGUGCUUGUUGAUAGCAAAGCACUGUUUAGUAUUAUUGGUAGUGAGAUGGAUUGGGUGGAGGACAAGCUCAGCCAGAGAUUUGUGUUUUCAAAUCCCAACACAAAGGAACAAUGCGGUUGCGGCGAAUCAUUCAUGGUCUAA
Messenger RNA from Venustampulla echinocandica, 759 nucleotides. RefSeq lists its product as uncharacterized. NCBI's taxonomy places the organism in Eukaryota, Fungi, Ascomycota, Leotiomycetes, Helotiales, Pleuroascaceae. Gene Ontology annotation, cellular component: cytoplasm; mitochondrion. The record is from RefSeq and is a predicted model, not a curated record. The coding region runs from base 1 to 759 and encodes 252 amino acids. The transcript has 2 exons. Gene Ontology annotation, molecular function: 2 iron, 2 sulfur cluster binding. Gene Ontology annotation, biological process: iron-sulfur cluster assembly.